AGGGGCGUUCCUAUUCCACCCCCAACAAGAACAAUCGACUCUACAACACAAGAUGAAAAGAAGCGACCUUGUGUUUCUGUUGCUAGUAUCCCUACUCUGCUGCGCAUGCGGGGUAGAGGAGGACGCUGUGAUGGGAGAGGACAGUGAGAGUGUGCCCAGUGAGGGUGGUGUGGGCGUGGGCCGUGAGGAUGUGGGAGAUGUGGAGCUGCCUCUUCUCAACGACGACAACUUCCUUCGAGCUGUCAAAAAUGUUGAUUUCAUGGUCGUUGAAUUUUACACUCCAUGGUGUCACCACUGUGCCAGCAUGCUGACUGUGCUGGGGGAGCUGUCAGGUGAUCUCCAGGCAGAGGGAGUGAGCUUUGCCAGGGUAGACAUUGAACAGAGCAAGGAACUCAAAGCAAGGUAUCAAAUUAACGCGGUACCAGACAUACGGAUACUGAGAAGAGGCGUGGCAUCUCCGUACACUGGUCCUAGUGAGAGCGACGGAAAACAAGCUCUUAUCGACUAUUUCCUGGAGGAAGCUGCUAUACCAUUGGAAGAAGGACCUAUUGAACUAACAGUGGCUAACUUUGAUUCCAUCGUCAAAGCUACACCCAUAAUACUGGUGGAGUUCUACGCUGAAUGGUGUGUGCAUUGUCAGCAACUGGAGCCACACUUCCAUGCUGCUGCCAGGAGACUCCGCUACAGCGACCCCCCAGUGCUGCUAGGUCAGGUACAGAUACCAGAUCAGAUGGAGGUGGCUAAACGGUAUGGAGUGGAGGGAUACCCACUCCUCAUCGUGUUCAGAUAUGGUAGAGAAUACAACUACACUGGGCCAAGGGAAGAGGAAGGCAUUGUUAGCUACAUGAAGAAGCAGGCCGGACCACCCUCUCAGCUGCUGUCCUCUGUGGCUGAGACCAAGGCAUUUGCUCGCUCAAAUACUGAAAUUCGUGCCAUUGGGUUUUUCUCUAAGAGUACUAACCCUGAGUUGUUGGAACGGUACAUGGAGACUGGGAAUAGAGUUAGGAUGGACAUGGAACUGGGACACACAACUGAUGAGGCUGUAGCCAAGGAAAUGGGCUUUAAGACAAAUACGAUUGUAGUAUUUCAUCCAAGAAACUAUGUAUCUUCUUUUGAGGAAGGUCAUUCUGUUAUCAAGACUAUCCCAACCAACCAAGAUGUGUUGAUGAAGCAGUUAAUGUCUCAUUCUCGUCCGCUGGUAGGUCACAUGACUGAGGACAACCAGCUCUCGGUGUAUCAUGAUCGACCUUUACUCGUUGGCUAUAUGGACCUCUCCUGGGACCUUCACGCUAAGACCAUACGCUAUUGGCACAAUAUAAUCGCCUCCGUUGCCAAGGACUACACUCCAGCAAGCAAGAAACAGUUGAUCUUUGCUAUAGCAGAUGAACAAGAAUUUCCGACCGACAUCAAACUACUCGGCCUAUCAGAUUGGGGCGAGGACAUUGCCGUGGGGAUAUUUGGAAAAGACGGUGUCCGUUUUGCGCUAACAGAAGAACUAACUUCAGAAUCACUGAAAGAAUUUAUCGAUGAUUUUUUGGGUAAAGGUUUGCGUCCUAAGUUGAACUCUGAACCCACUCCAAAAUCAAACAAGGGAAGUGCAAUCAAAAAAGUCGUCGGAAACACAUUCGAAAAAUUUAUGGGUGAUAAAUCGAAAAAUAGGCUCAUAAAAUUAUGUAUGCCUGAUGCUCCUCAGUGUAAAAAAGCGGGCGAAUAUUUCCCAAAAGUUGUGGCUCGAUACGAGGGAAUGGAUGAGGUCGUGUUUGGAGAAAUGAAUAUGGCGCUUAAUGACGUACCCCCCUCCGUUAAGUUGGAUGGUAUUCUACCAACUUUUCUGUUUGCUCGUAAGGGGUCAAAGGACAUUAUUCAAGUCGCUCCCAAGCCUACGGAUGAUGCUGAUUUGGUUUUUUUUCUUAAGGUUCGGCACAGUAUUCGUCCCACAUUGAGUGAGCGAGAUAUUGCGCUGAGGUCAAAGUACAAGAAGAACAAGGAAGGCAAGAAAGAGAAAAAGAGCGAUAAAAAGAAGUCCAAGAAAGAUGAACUAUAACAAAAACAACUCCUCUCUAACUAUGAUUAUUUAUAGGAGCCGUACACAUAACUUAUUGUAGUUGUUGCAUUAACGAUC
Molecule: messenger RNA, 2122 nt
Organism: Halichondria panicea
Lineage: Eukaryota; Metazoa; Porifera; Demospongiae; Suberitida; Halichondriidae
Product: protein disulfide-isomerase A4-like
Exons: 9
Coding region: 53-2044 (663 amino acids)
Biological process (GO): response to endoplasmic reticulum stress; protein folding
Cellular component (GO): endoplasmic reticulum
Molecular function (GO): protein disulfide isomerase activity
Source: RefSeq, a predicted model, not a curated record